AGCAACUUUGUCCUCGGUAACGCACAGGCCAACGGCUGGCCAAUCGUGUACUGCUCCGAUGGCUUCUGUGAGCUCACGGGCUUUUCCAGGGCCAACGUCAUGGCCAAGGGGUCGGGCUGCAGGUUCCUGUACGGGGCGGAAACAAGCGAGGCGGAGACCCACAAGAUACAGGAGGCUCUGGAGGAGAAGCGGGAGCUGAAGACAGAGUUGCGAUUUUACAGGAAAAAUGGUGGGUACUUGUCGUGUGUCAGUUAGGAUGUGUAGUUAGCGUCUAUUUCGGUUGGCUUGUGUUGCUGACUUGUCACGUGAAGUUAUGCUGUGAAGAUAUCAUGCUAUGAUGUGCCAGUUUAUGAUUUGCACCUAACUUGAAUUGUGUUCCUUUCUGUUAUGUGUGUUGUGGUCUGUGUGACCGUGAAUCCAACAGUUCCUGUAAAAUGUGUCAAUUGCUGGAGUGCUCACUUCACACGAUCAAAUUUUUCAUCAAAUCUCUUUAUGAACGCACUAUUUUGUUUUACUAUAUAGUGCGUUCAAAAAGAAAGUUGACGAAAAUUUGAUCAUGUGAACUGAGAAUUAGAGAUUAACGUGUGAACGAAUGGUGGCGCGAUGGUGCAUACAACGAUGGUGCGCCAAUUUAUUGCAUUUUGUUUUUGUAUUUUAUAACAAGGGGUGCAUAGAUAAACUCAGGACAUUCUUCAGAAACUUCAAGUUUAAAAUACUAUGUUAUUCAUCCAGCUCCAAGACCAUGACGUUGUAAACUAAUGAACGAUUCUAUCUCUGGCUCUAUUACGCCCCUCGAGGGUUAUCCAGUGCAAUUUUGUUUUUAACCCUGACGAAAGAAGGAAAAGCUUUGAUGGACAUUUAUUCUGAUAAUAAAACGUCCUGUGUUAAUUUCUUCAGUUUUUUUUUUCCCAGAGUUGAUGAUUGGAACGAAGUAAACACAAAAACUUUAAAGUGAUUUGGGUGAGGGCUUGACAUGGGCGUAUCCAUUUCCAAAAUCUCGAUUAAUUAUUUUUUAUUUUUUUGUUGUUGUUGUUGUUUUUCGUUGUUGAUGUCUUAAACCUGCCCUCUAUCCCUGCUUUACACACACUCCUGGGGACACGCCCGUGCUUCAUCCAGGCGUCGACCUGAAACAACAAAAUUCAUUGAUAGGUUUGACCUUUUCUGACGUCACGUUCUCGCCAUGGUCAAGGGAGGGGGGGGGGGCCUCCGAAAAAAAAAGUUGGGAAUGGGGGGGGGGGGGGGGAUAGAUUAGGUGACUUCAACAAUCAUGGUUUUUCUAUUAAAAUUUUAAUCUUAAAACUUGACUGGUUCCUACAUUAUUUUAAACAAUUUAAUGAGUUUAAAUGGUCAUAAAUGUUAAUGUUAUGUGCUUUUAACACUACGAGAGUUAUUUAAUGUGUGUCUGUCUGUGCACUGCUGAUGGCUGGUCAGAAUGUUAGCACACUUUGUUAGUGCAAGAAAAGUCAAAAGUUGGCAUCUCUUCACCUGUCAUGUUUCACUUAAUCCGCUCCCUAGAAUGAUUAACACAUCAUUUUANUUUUUUUUUUUUUUUUUUUUUGUUUUUUUUUUUUUUUUUUGGGGGGGGGGGUGCGUUGGCGUUAUAAGGAAAAUGGAAAAUUAACCUGUUGGCACUAGUAAUGGGAAAUUUCCAAGUAUAUCCCCCCCCCCCUCUUAAAUAUUCUGAACCAAGUCAUCAUACAUUAUGCUUGGUAUGUGUAGGUCUCUGCUUCAUACAUUCGAAGAUAAAAUUUUAAACAAUUGAAACGCAGCUGACGUGUACAAACGUCGCAUCUAACCUGCCGAACUCAGCUCUAUGUGACGACCAUUUGUAGAACCAGCAUCAAAUCUCCUACGUGAGCACUCACGGUCGGCAGCUAAAUAGUAUUGGAAAAUAAAUGCAUCGCCCAAGCGUGGCAACAACUAUCCUGCUCUAUAUAAAUGUAUCCGCCACUAUCAACCUUUAUUCUGUUCUAUCGACCAUUAUCAAGCACUAUCAACCCUUAUCCUGCACUAUCAACUUUUAUCCUACAAUAUCAACAUUUAUCCUGCACUAUCAACCUUUACCCUACACUAUCAACCUUAAACCAACACUAUCAACCUUUAUCCUCAACUAUCAACGUUUUCCCAACACUAUCAACCUUUAUCCAUUCAAUCUCUUAGCCUCAUGCACUGUACAACAAUGAAACAUUUUACAUCUCAAAUAAAAAAAUAACCUUUGUGGUUUUUUUUGUUUUUUUUUAAACUAUCGAUCUUUUCCUUCAACUGCAGUUCAAUAAGCAAUCAAUUAUUGCUUGAGGUAAGGGCGACACAUUAUUAAGGGGUUAGGCGCCCGAAAAUAUCUAAAAUUUUCAAAAAUUGUCCAUUUUUUUAUUUUUUCAUUUUUACGAAGAUAAACAUUCUUAGAAUCGAUUACAUAUCAAUUGAUACUACUUUUUAAAAGAUUUGUUGUGAAACAACUGAUAUUUAACACCCCUCCCCACUCUAAAAAUUGACCUAAUUUGGGAAAUAAAAUAAAAUUCAUACAUAUCCCAUGUUUGAGACCUCAAAAAACUAGUUUUAAAUAACAUAAUAUGCUAUUAUUAUAUAUCAACGUAAAGGUAAAUUCAAGCAGUUUUUUUUUAUUUUUAGAAUCGAAGUCAGUAAAUAUAAUUGCUACAAAUAAUCGGAUCCACAAGCGAAGUGUGUGUAGGAUUUUCUUCACUUCUAUUUAUAUAAUUAUUUUACCGAUUUUCAUUGGUCCGAACCGAGGGUAACCAAGAUACCGUUGACUCGCGCAUGCGCAAAUGCGUUGUUUAUGCGUGUUUACCGGAGCAUGGUUCUGUGUACAGAACGACAUUUUGCAAACGAAAGCAUCAGCAUAUUUUGAUUUUAAAAUACACGUUUACAACCUUACCCAUUCGGUAAAAGCCAGAAAAUCAAGGUAAGUAUACUAAAAAAAUGACCUUAAUUUAGCAACAUGCAAUCGGUGAUAGUUGAAAUUAUUCAGUUCGGACGUCAGUACUGUCACUGUGUUGCCUUGAUGAUUGAUCGUGCGUGUGGAUUGUUUGUGAUUUUAUGUUUAGCUUAUGCCUUAUGCGGAGAAUUACAUAAGUUUCUACUAUUAGUCUUUAUAUUUACCAAUCAAGUGAAUUGUUAAAUUAUAUGAAUCCUAAGCCUAUUUAUUUAUAGUUGUCUAACAAAACAACAUUGAUAAAUAAUCGAGUAGUUCAAAGUAAUAGUAAUAGCAUAGGCAUAGGCUAAGACAAGACUAAGGCUAAGGCUAGGACUAAAACAACAACGCAAUAUGCCGUAAUACUACUAUAAUUAUGGCAUGGUAUUAGCAUUAGCAGUAUGGGGAAAAUAAUUCGUAUUAGAAUCUUUUAACUCAAAUAGUUUAAUCUUAGCCUUAUUCAUUUUUUUUAUCUGCAUACAAUUAUUAAUAGUAAUAGCUAAUUAGUUUUAUAUUAUUCCUUAUUUAUAAGAUCAGUUCAAUUGACUAAUAAUAGUAAUUAUAAUAAAAUAAGUAUUUAGUUUAGCAAUCCUAAACAUCUAAAUAAUACUAAUAGGCUUAUUGAGAUCAUUUUCAAUAUAUUAUUUGCUAAAUAAUGUUUAUAUAAUUUUUUAAUUCCAUUCCAGCCCCCAAUUAGUUCUACCGAGCCGAGCAAAAGUUAAUUCUUCAGUGACAAGAAUUCUACAGAGGGACUGCUAAACAUUGAUUUCGAAAUGAUCAUAAUUCAAAGCUUUUACCAAUUUUCUUCUGUCUGCAGUGGAAUGGACGAAUUGCAGAAGCCAUAACUUACAGCUGAUUGCAAAACAAAAUAGUAAAUACUAUGAACAUAACAAUGACUAGAUUGUGAGUGGUUAGAUUGUUCAUAUCAACAACUGGAUAACCAAGUCAUUAUCAAUUAUAGACUCUAAGGCCUGAAGGACAAUGGCAUGGACUAUGAAAAGUUGCAAUCUAUGAUAUCUGCGAUAAACAAUCCAGCUGCACCGCAAAAUUUAUAACCUGCGCAAAGUAUAAAAACUGCGCUAUGCCGAAGACAUGAAACAUUUAUGAGCAAGUAUCUUCCCAAUUAUUACAUUUCUAAUAGACAAAUAACUCAUUCACCUCUGGUAUGAGGGACAUCUUUGAUGAAAGAAGUACACAGAAUAGGUACAAAAGUUUCAACAUAGCAUUGCUGCCAUGAAACUAUGCUUUAAUUUCAGUGAUGGUGACAGCAACAUAACCUUGUCAUCUAAGCAUGGUUAAAAGGAUCAUGGACAAAAGGGUUGAUUGGGGACUUUGGAUAACUUGUGUUAUAUUAUAAUGCUGAACAAAAAAUUCUAAUACAACACAAAUUAGCUUUAUUCCAGAGGAAAAAAAUUUUUUGUUUAAAAUUGUGAUUUUGACGAGAGCACCUGAUGAAGUUCAAGAAGUUAAAACCCAUGUUCCUGGUGCAUUCAACAGUUCAAUAAUAUAAGAAACCACCAUGUCCAUGUUGCUGAACAAAAAAAACUAUGUAAAAGAACUUCAUUUUCAUAUUAAACUUAAAAUUUUUCACUUUUAAAGUUUAAAAUUGAUUUUUCUCAAAAUUGUUUUUUUCUGUUGUUUUGUAACGUAGAAUUCUAAAAUCUCAGCUAAUAUACAAGCUAGAGUAAUAAAAUUUGGUGUGUAUCUUCCUUUAACUAUUUUGUGGGUAAUGAGCUAUUCAAAAAUCAAUUUGGUCAAUUACUUUUGUUUAAAUAAUUUUUUACAUAUCCUAGGAUGGUAAAUUUUAAGCGUUUUCUGCCGAGGCAAAUUUUAAAAAUUAAAUAAAAAAUGUUUUGAAAAGUUUUAAGGAAAUUAAACUAGCUCAGUACCUCUAAAUAUAAUUGAAGUUCAUGAAUCAAUCAAUUUUUAAGCAAUAUGUAUGUUUGUUUUUAAAAUUUUAGAACUCUACGAAUGGGUAUUAUUUUCAAGAUGGCCGCCGUUGCCAUGGCAACUAUAUAAUUUUUUUUUAUUUUCAAGCAUGAAAAUAUAUCUCCAUUCAUAGCUUAACAUGACCAUAAUAAAAUAAUUGCUCUAAGUUGGUUAAUUAAAAAAAAAAAUUUUUUGGUAGCCUGCCCCCUUAACAAAACGGUUCUUGUCUAGUUUGGUAAUACGUUUAAGAUUGCACACAUUUUUCUUAACAUUUAGCAGGAAAAAGGGGAGGGGGUUGGUGUCGAAACCAAUUGUCUGACAGCAUUUAAUAACAUCCUAUUGAAUCCUUCCGUAUUAUUAUUCAAUUAAUUUUCUAAGUUAUGGGAAGACGUCAAUAAUGAAGCUGAACACCAAAGGAAGAUGUUCACCUUGAGCGUGUGUGUGUGUACUCAAACUGUUCAUUUGUUCAGCUGCCAUGUAACGAAGGUAGUCUUGAUGGUGUUCAGCUGGUAUACAGUAGUUGCCAGUUGCUGCCUGUGGAAUAGUUAAGAAAUCAACUCCUAAUUACUUUUAGAGGUGUUUUUUUCUUUUUAUUUUAGGAGAACAAUUAUAAAUGCUAUGUUAACGUCACCGAAAGGGUAUCGACAGAACCAAACGUGUUUGGUGAAAAGAGACGCGUUAUCCUCUUGCGGUUUUCUGUUGCGGGUAAUGAUAGAUGGCCGCGUGAUCUCACCAACAUCUAAUAUGGUCGGACUUAUACAUUAUAACACGGCAGUAACCGUAUAGUACCAAUAUUGACCUGCGAUUUGAAUUCUUCUGACAACGUAUCAAUGCACCAUUUAUCAUUUGUACACCAUAGUAUAUGAUACGUGGCUCGCGAAAUCAGUGCCUUAAGUCUCUGAUGUUACUUCCAGAUAACUUUGGUCUCUGAUGUUACUUCCAGAUAACUUUGGUCUCUGAUGUUACUUCCAGAUAACUUUGGUCUCUGAUGUUACUUCCAGAUAACUUUGGUCUCUGAUGUUACUUCCAGAUAAUUUUGGUCUCUGAUGUUACUUCCAGAUAAUUUUGGUCUCUGAUGUUACUUCCAGAUAAUUUUGGUCUCUGAUGUUACUUCCAGAUAAUUUUGGUCUCUGAUGUUACUUCCAGAUAAUUUUGGUCUCUGAUGUUACUUCCAGAUAAUUUUGGUCUCUGAUGUUACUUCCAGAUAAUUUUGGUCUCUGAUGUUACUUCCAGAUAAUUUUGGUCUCUGAUGUUACUUCCAGAUAAUUUUGGUCUCUGAUGUUACUUCCAGAUAAUUUUGGUCUCUGAUGUUACUUCCAGAUAAUUUUGGUCUCUGAUGUUACUUCCAGAUAAUUUUGGUCUCUGAUGUUACUUCCAGAUAAUUUUGGUCUCUGAUGUUACUUCCAGAUAAUUUUGGUCUCUGAUGUUACUUCCAGAUAAUUUUGGUCUCUGAUGUUACUUCCAGAUAAUUUUGGUCUCUGAUGUUACUUCCAGAUAAUUUUGGUCUCUGAUGUUACUUCCAGAUAAUUUUGGUCUCUGAUGUUACUUCCAGAUAAUUUUGGUCUCUGAUGUUACUUCCAGAUAAUUUUGGUCUCUGAUGUUACUUCCAGAUAAUUUUGGUCUCUGAUGUUACUUCCAGAUAAUUUUGGUCUCUGAUGUUACUUCCAGAUAAUUUUGGUCUCUGAUGUUACUUCCAGAUAAUUUUGGUCUCUGAUGUUACUUCCAGAUAAUUUUGGUCUCUGAUGUUACUUCCAGAUAAUUUUGGUCUCUGAUGUUACUUCCAGAUAAUUUUGGUCUCUGAUGUUACUUCCAGAUAAUUUUGGUCUCUGAUGUUACUUCCAGAUAAUUUUGGUCUCUGAUGUUACUUCCAGAUAAUUUUGGUCUCUGAUGUUACUUCCAGAUAAUUUUGGUCUCUGAUGUUACUUCCAGAUAAUUUUGGUCUCUGAUGUUACUUCCAGAUAAUUUUGGUCUCUGAUGUUACUUCCAGAUAAUUUUGGUCUCUGAUGUUACUUCCAGAUAAUUUUGGUCUCUGAUGUUACUUCCAGAUAAUUUUGGUCUCUGAUGUUACUUCCAGAUAAUUUUGGUCUCUGAUGUUACUUCCAGAUAAUUUUGGUCUCUGAUGUUACUUCCAGAUAAUUUUGGUCUCUGAUGUUACUUCCAGAUAAUUUUGGUCUCUGAUGUUACUUCCAGAUAAUUUUGGUCUCUGAUGUUACUUCCAGAUAAUUUUGGUCUCUGAUGUUACUUCCAGAUAACUUUGGUCUCUGAUGUUACUUCCAGAUAAUUUUGGUCUCUGAUGUUACUUCCAGAUAAUUUUGGUCUCUGAUGUUACUUCCAGAUAAUUUUGGUCUCUGAUGUUACUUCCAGAUAAUUUUGGUCUAUGAUGUUACUUCCAGAUAAUUUUGGUCUCUGAUGUUACUUCCAGAUAAUUUUGGUCUAUGAUGUUACUUCCAGAUAAUUUUGGUCUCUGAUGUUACUUCCAGAUAAUUUUGGUCUCUGAUGUUACUUCCAGAUAAUUUUGGUCUCUGAUGUUACUUCCAGAUAACUUUGGUCUCUGAUGUUACUUCCAGAUAAUUUUGGUCUCUGAUGUUACUUCCAGAUAAUUUUGGUCUCUGAUGUUACUUCCAGAUAACUUUUGUCUCUGAUGUUACUUCCAGAUAAUUUUGGUCUCUGAUGUUACUUCCAGAUAAUUUUGUUCUCUGAUGUUACUUCCAGAUAAUUUUGGUCUCUGAUGUUACUUCCAGAUAAUUUUGGUCUCUGAUGUUACUUCCAGAUAACUUUGGUCUCUGAUGUUACUUCCAGAUAAUUUUGGUCUCUGAUGUUACUUCCAGAUAAUUUUGGUCUCUGAUGUUACUUCCAGAUAACUUUGGUCUCUGAUGUUACUUCCAGAUAAUUUUGGUCUCUGAUGUUACUUCCAGAUAAUUUUGGUCUCUGAUGUUACUUCCAGAUAACUUUUGUCUCUGAUGUUACUUCCAGAUAAUUUUGGUCUCUGAUGUUACUUCCAGAUAAUUUUGUUCUCUGAUGUUACUUCCAGAUAAUUUUGGUCUCUGAUGUUACUUCCAGAUAAUUUUGGUCUCUGAUGUUACUUCCACAGACCUUGGGCCCAUGAUAUUACUUCCUGAAACAUUGGGCCUAUGAUAUUUCCUACUGAGACAUUGGGCCCAUGAUAUUACUUCUGGAGAAAUUGGGCCUGUGAUAUUUCUUCCUGAGACAUUGGGCCCAUGAUAUUACUUCCUGAGGCACUAGGCCCAUGAUAUUACUUUCAGAAACCCUGGGCCUAUGAUAUUACUUUCAGAAACCAUGGGCCUAUGAUAUUACUUUCAGAAACCCUAGGCCCAUGAUAUUACUUUCAGAAACCCUGGGCCUAUGAUAUAACUUUCUAAAACAUUGGGCCCAUGAUAUUACGUUCAGAAACCCUGGGCCUAUGAUAUUACUUUAAGAAACCCUAGGCCUAGGAUAUUACUUUCAGAAACAUUGGGCCUAUGAUAUUACUUUCAGAAACAUAUUGGCCCAGUCAUUGGCCCAGAUAUUACUUUCACAGAACUUGGCCAUAUGAGAUUUUCUCUGAGAAAACACUCGAAAUAUUUAUAAGCUUCCAAAAAGGUAUAAUUCCUUUUUAACAUUUCUAUCCAACACAAAUUAAGUUUCAAUAACUUUAGCACCGGCUUGUGGACUUUUCCGAAACUUGGCAUUUACCAACUGUUGUCUCUACCCAAAUCUUUUAAUUCACCAAUUUUAUAAUAUCUCAAAUUUUGGCAUUCCUCAAGCGUUGUGUGUUGCUCAAAUUGUGUAAUUCCGCCCUGAUUGUAGCAUUCCCCAACUGUUGUCAUUCCCAAAUGUUUCUCAUUCCCCAACUGUUGUUAUAUGAAAGGUAUGAAAACACAGUGAGUAAUAAUCUCCUUUACAACAUUGUUCCCUUCAGGCUUUUUAUAAAUAUUUUAUGUGAACUAGGAAAAUUUGACAACUCUGGCCCUAUUAUUUUUUAAAAAAAACUGUUACAGAACCUUACCCCGCAACUUUAAAAAGAAAAUAAUAAUAAAAAUAAUAAUAGGAUUUUACAAGCGAUUUUUACGGAAAUUGACAUAAAAUGCGAUACUGAAUAUUCCCUGUGAGUCAAAUGCGAUUGAGAAAUUGUGUGUUAACAUUAGCCGCCAAUAUAAUAAGGUUAACAGGCUCCUAUAUUUGUGCUGUAAAUUUGAUGCGCUGCAUCGAUGUGCACGGAAUCUAGAAUGUCGUCCCUACCCUCCUCAUGUGACACACGGCGCUUCUUGUUUUACGUUUUUAAGCAACUUACCUAGACGAAUAUUGACGCCCCUCCUUCUGCUGUAAUCAUGUCGUCGUCGUCCCCCCUCCCCCCCGUCCCCCCACCCGAUUACAAUCCGCCCCUGAUAGUGAGUAGGCUGCAUAGAUAGAAUUAUCCAAUCCGCCCCUGAUAUUGAGUAGCCUGAGUAGAUAAAAUUCUCCAAUCCGCCCCUGAUAUUGAGUAAGCUGAGUAGAUAAAAUUCUCCAAUCCGCCCCUGAUAUUGAGUAGCCUGAGUAGAUAAAAUUCUCCAAUCCGCCCCUGAUAUUGAGUAGCCUGAGUAGAUAAAAUUCUCCAAUCCGCCCCUGAUAUUGAGUAAGCUGAGUAGAUAAAAUUCUCCAAUCCGCCCCUGAUAUUGAGUAGCCUGAGUAGAUAAAAUUCUCCAAUCCGCCCCUGAUAUUAAGUAGGCUGAGUAGAUAGAAUUCUCCAAUCCGCCCCUGAUAUUGAGUAAGCUGAGUAGAUAGAAUUCUCCAUUCCGCCCCUGAUAUUAAGUAGGCUAAGUAGAUAGAAUUCUCCAAUCCGCCCCUGAUAUUGAGUAGCCUUGAGUAGAUAGAAUUCUCCAAUCCGCCCCUGAUAUUGAGUAAGCUGAGUAGAUAGAAUUCUCCAAUCCGCCCCUGAUAUUGAGUGGGCUGCGUAGAUAGAAUGCUCCAUGAUUCCGCCGAGUUCGAGAAUGAUUUGGCGCUCGUGUUUCACUUUGGCCGCCGUACAAACGGAUGAAUUGAGCCCCUUGAUCUGAGCUGACAUGCGACCAUUAUCCCACCACUCGACCACUGGUCAUGGAAGGCGUAGCGUAUGAUAUUUGUACUUUAGCGGUUGACAUCACUGGUGCGGCCUUGAUUUCCCGAGAGGUGCACGCUUUUGUUCCAGCCCAUAAAACUGUUGCGUUUACACACUUGAGCCGGCGAUGAAUCUCAGUUGAGGAUCAUUUUAAUUUUAACGCAUCGGAGGGAACGGGGAAAUUGUAGAUGUAUAGAUGUAUAAUAGUCACUUGUGUGUAAUAGGUAUUUGUAGGCAUCCCAGUGGUGUUUAUAGAAUGAUGGAUUAUAAUGGCGCGUUUUGGAGUAUAUUACACUGUCUAAUGGUGUGUGUGUGUGUGAUUCUUUGUCCGAAAUAAGUGGUGGUCUAUUAUGGUGUAGUGUUAUUCUGUAGUACGCAGUGAUCCAUUAUGGUGUUGUGUCAUGCUUUUUGGUAUGUAGGGAUCCCUUAUGGCGUUGUGUAACUAUAUGAUAUGCUUGCAUGACCUGGCGCCGUCCUAUCUCAAAGCGCUCAUGACGCCUUAUGUACCCACUAGAUCAGUCCGUUCAUCCGAUAGUGGCAAACUCUGGAUACCGCGAGUCCAACUUGAGACCUACAGAAGGCACACUUUCGAUUUUGCUGGCCCAUGAAUCUGGAAUUCCCUUCCUGUCGCUCUCAGAAACAGCCAGACACUGCAGUCUCUCAAAACUAAGUUGAAAACACAUAUUUUUCGCACUCGCCGUCUGCGGUGAUGUAGUCUACCCAUUGUUUCCAGCUUGCUCAUAUUCCUCGAUGUAGAUUAUGUAUUGUUGCGUUUUGUAUUUUAUUUGUGGAAAUAUAAAUUGUCAUAUAUGUUUGACUUUGUACUGCGCUUCAAGCCUUAAUUAGGAAUGAAGCAUGUUUUUGAAAUGAACUUUAUUAUUAUUAUUAUUUAUGUACUGGUCCAUUAUGGUGUUGUGUGGUUCUGUGGUCGGCUGUGUGUGAUUGUGGUGCAUGCAUUUGUUUGUGAGUUCCCGUUUCCCUUAGAUUUCGGUCCUCACCAUCUCCGCCUUUAUUCUGAGUUAAUCGUGUUUUAUUUUAAAUUAUUUAGGAAACGCAAAGUCUGAUGACCUUAGAACGUGUCCACGCAUUGAUUAGUUCAGGAGACGUGGGCGUGUAUUGCUCUUUGGCCUCGCUCUCCAUACAACUGUCUGGAUCUCAAAGCGACAAGUUUCUGUAUCGAUGGCAAAGUAGCCUAUCUUCUAUCUAGAUUACAAAAGUAUAUGCAUGUAUUGACAAGUGUCCGUAUUAAAGACAUACAUAAGUACCUGGAGAAAAGAAACGUCCGUAUUAAAGACAUACAUAAGUACCUGGAGAAAAGAAAUGUCCGUAUUAAAGACAUACAUAAGUACCUGGAGAUACGAAAUGUCUUAGUUGGGACCCAAUGAAAUCAGUAAAUAUUCUCUAGGCAUGAUAGAAACCUUGUUAUGUUACAGAUUUGAACUUUGGUAUAGAUGUUAAUGUUAAAAUACAUAAUCAUAAUCGUUCAAUAUACGGAAUUCUGCGUAGAACUGAACUAUUUUUUUUAAAUAAUGUAAAAUGCAUGGUAAAAGGUUGUUGGGACUUCAGAAUUUCAAAGGCGUGCAACACAAUUGUGGUUGCGUAAGAAGGGGAGAAUGCAAUCCCGUGGAUGACUUUAUUGUUGUUUAUUUAAAACUGUUUGGGGGUUGGGGUGGGGGAGGAUUUGAUACGUUCAUUUUGACCUAAGUUUCACAAAAAUACGUCUACGAAUAGAGGAGUCGGUUGAUAAAUAAUUAACCUUUUUCGGUUAACACACAUCAAGGGGAAGGAAUAGGAUUUGUAUAUUUUAAUGUGAAUGAAAAUAUUUAAAUCUGAUGAAAAAUAGUUGUAACAUUGUAUUUUUACAAAUAAAUAUAUGGUAUACCAAUUAAGAAAUAUAGUUCAAGGGCUUUGACAAACUGUGGGUACAUUUCAAUAACACAUACCACAAAACAAACAAACAAAUAACCAAAAAGCAAACCAACGACAUUUCAAAACCCAAUCAUGUUUAAACACUUGAAAAUUUAUUCUUACAAGUAUAGCCAUAUGUUGUUUUUUUUUCCUUUACAGUUAAUGGGCUUGAACAAAGAGGGAGUUAAGAUUUCCUUUCAAAGUAUGAAAAUAUAUUUAUUUUUCCACUUUGUGAAAAGUAAAGUUCAUGGGAUAAUGGGUAUAAAGUUCUAUGCGAUCAAUAAUACUUCUGAAACAAAAUAAAAAAGCUCUCAUUGCUAUUGUAUACUUGAAAAUGGGUUAAGAGAUUCUACUUUGGAUAAAAGAAUUCUGCGUUUUAUGAUUAUCCGAUAAUAUAGUCGAGAAGCGAGGCGAACGUGUGUCUGAAUUUUUAAUGAAGAUACCAGUAUAUCGAAUUCCUUUAAUGUAAAAAAAAAAUGGUACUUCUUUUUAAAAUACGGAAUUCUGAUUUACUAUCUCCUAAAUAUACAUUUCAAGAACAUUGAAUAUUAUCGUUGUUACCUUGUUUUUUAAUCAUUCUAAAAAAAAACCCAUCAAAACCUGUUUCAGUUAGAUACGUUAAUAUUGGAUGUUUAGGUUUUGAGACCUCGUAAUAGCAGGUAGACUGCCUAUCAUGAUUGUCCCGGUAACAUGGCGUCCUAUCUUCUGGUUUCUAAAAAAUGAUACAAUAAUAUAACCAAUUAAAAAUGAUAGCGAGACUUUAUAAUCGGAAAAAUCAUCAUUAAAUUAACGCACAUUACCUACACCUUUGUUUUCCCCCAAUGAAGUGACGGUAAUAGCUUUAAAACAUCUAUAUUUAGUUUCCUGAUCCACACUUUCUUCCCACUAUCCCAGGGGACAUCCCGCCCUCGUCUGAGGACCGCUGCCUUUUUGCCCUGAUUAAACUCUGAUAUUCUGGUUUGAGACAUCAAAGAUAAAUCACAUUAUAACUCUCGUGGGCGGCGGCUACUUCGAAUUAUCAAAGUAGCUCCAUCAUCCUCAAAUAAGCCUCCUUUAUUGAUACCUAAUUGGUCUGUUUUCCCCUAGUCAAAGUAGUGGUGGUUAUGUUCCUUCUAAUAUUAGUCUUAUUAUUGCAUUUAUUAGAGGUAGUGUGUACUGCAUCUAUUUUAGGACUGGCGCACAACAAAGUUUCAUUUGCACAAUAAAAAUUACUCCUGAAUCAGUUACUUGCAUUCAUAAAUAGCCGUACGUUAGGACUUAAUCAUUUGCUUAGAACUUUGUGGAAUGUUCCUUCAUAGAUAAUUCAAUAUUUAAAGGAAAAACUAUUGAAACAAAAAAGAUUUUCUAAUUUCAAGAACAAUUGAAUCUCUUAACAUUUUAGUUAAAAAAACUUCGAAACCUAUGCUUAUAAAUUUAUGAGUGCACUCUGAAUUGUCCGGUGGCUAUGCAGGUUUUGUUCACUGGCUGUGCAGGUUUUGUACACUGGCUGCGCAGGCUCUGUACACUUUGUGUACACUGACUAUUCAGGAUUUUACAUGGCAGCUAUGGAGGUUGUUUACAAGCACACAAGAAUACAGCUAAAAGCAAGAGGUCUCAAACUCUGGGCAGGUUUCCUCCUGCUGCCCGUUAACUACAUUAAUAAGACCCAGUGUCUUGGGAUGACGUUAGUAUGUACGUCGUGUCGCAUUGGAUGGAAAAAUGAGCUUUGAUGUUAAGCUAGAGAACUCUAGUUAAGGGGAACAUGACCUGGGAAGUUGGGUUGGAGACCUUUGGUUUGGAGGAAUGUGAACUGGGAAGUUAAGACCAAUGGUUUAGAGCAGCGGUUCUCAACCUGUGGUUCGCGACCCCUUUGGUGGUCGAAUGAACCCUUUCUAGGGAUCGCCUAAGAUCAUCGGAAAAUACAUAUGAUCUACAGUUAUGAAGUAGUAACGAAAAUAAUUUUGUGGUUGGGGGUCGCCACAACAUGAGGAAUGGUAUUAAAGGGUCGCGGCAUUAGGAAGGUUGAGAACCACUGGUUUAGAGGAACAUGGCCUGUGAAUUUGAGUUCGAUACGCGUAUAUAGGAAGGGGAUGCGGAGGGAGCGUUUCUGCCCCGGGCCCGCACUUUCUUCUAUAUAUUAAGGAGCGGCAUUUUCAACCCACUAACUUGCUUUUUUCGUGGGAGGCUCGUCAAAAACAUUAACCCACCCGGAUGGGACUAUCCCUAGCUACGCCACUGGCUAGAGACCCCUGGUCUAUGGGGAACUUGAGAUGGAAAGAUCUGAUUUUUUAUUUUUUUGUUGCGGAAGAUCUCGCUUAUGAUGUAACAGGAAUGAUGUUACUCUUUUAGUUGAAAUACGCACGAGCAAUAGCAAUCAAUGUUUAUUGAGUAAGAGAUGGAGUUUAAAAAAAAACACUUUUUUAUGUAAAAAAAAAAAAUCUUUGAAGAGUUAAUCACUAAAUCUAUAGCCUUGCGUGAAGCCUAAAUUUUCUUGACAGGCUUGACAGGGUGAGGUUGUGGGACCUGCGCUCAUCAGGUUUCUAAUAUUGGGCUAGGUUGUGGGACCUGCGCUCAUCAGGUUUCUAAUAUUGGGCUAGGUGUGGGACCUGCGCUCAUCAGGUUUCUAAUAUUGGGUUAGGUUGUGGGACCUGCGCUCAUCAGGUUUCUAAUAUUGGGCUAGGUUGUGGGACCUGCGCUCAUCAGGUUUGUAAUGUUGGACUAGGUUGUGUGAAUUAAUGCGUUAUUUUUGGGUCACACAUACAUUUUUAACAUCAUAUUUCCGAGAUGAUUAUGUUUCAUCGGUAAUCAUUUGCCUCAACCCCGUAAGUUCCACCUCCGGGUUAAUUGUGACAUCCUCCGCUUUCGCAUGGGGUAAUAUAACAACAAGCCUGUCAACCCAUGCUUCGUGGGGCCUCGAUUCGGCGUCGCGGGGCUAUGGGCAAGAUUCGUCCUUAAGAACUAACUGCAAUUAUUCUCUGCUCUGUCGGAUUAGAGAUCGAAUCCAGCCAGAAACAACAGAUUAAGCCGUUGCUAUGCGUGACAACUGGAUUAAUUUAGCCGUUGUUUCACGUGUCAGUUGGAUCACGUACAAAUGAAUGGAAUCCAAUUUGGGUCCUUUGAGUUUGAUUUUUUAAAAUAAAUGUUACAUUUUGAAGUUAGGUAACAAGGCUGAUUGAAAGCUCACCCUGAGAAGGCAGACUUGCCCAAAAUAUCGAAGCGAAUGUAUCAAAUGGUCAGGUUGGACCAUAGCUUACAUGCCCAUCACUAGUAAUCUUUCUAAGCAAUUGUAAUCAUAUAAUUCUUUACAUCGUGGUACCAAACCAAAAAUCUCACCUACAGAUCUGCUUCUCGCCGUUCACGACAAGAAAACUGAAUCCCCACCAUCUCUGGUGGGAAUGAAGUUGACAUAGUCUCAGUAUUCCACACUUUUGCAGGAAUUGACAACAACCGUGGUCGCUGGUGGCUUACCACAAUUAGCGAUGUUGGUUGGUGAAUUGGUAGCAACUCCCCGAACCCUAGAGCCAUCCAAUAUUUUCAGACAUUGUUUAAAAUACUAUGUUCUUCUUCUUUUUCUAUAUCUUAAGGGCCCACGAUCAAUUUAUUGAUCAUUUUGGCUCCUAUGCAUGUAGAUGGGAUUUGCAAUGUUUCUGUUACUGAUGUUGAUGAGGAAAUCAUGCACUAGGGGUUUGAAGGCUUGAGGCAAUAGACACAAAUGUGUCUAGUGUUGUCGCCUCAAAACCGUUCCUUUGGAAAGAUGGUUCCAGUCCCAUGAAAAAAAAUAAUAAAUCGGACGUUGUUUUUUUUUGUUUUUCAUCGUAUACGAUUUGUCAUUUCUCAGACCGGGAAACUUCCUAGCGCACUACGUAAUGUUACUAUUUUUAGAAUGUCGGACAUGUCUGUUGAGAGAUUGCCCAAAGGGAGUACCAGGAUGUUUUAUUAAUAUCUUUAGUGAUUGGCCAGAUGGUAUGCCCGGAUGUUCUAUUAAUAGAUUUCCGCCAUUAUAUGACGAACCCUAUUCUCGUUGAGCCGGAACUUUAUUUUUAAGCCGUGCUUGUAAAGCCAGGAGCCUGACCCAGUGUUCCUUUACGUCACGGGAUUUGUUUUAUAGUUGUAUUUGUCUUUGAUCUUAUUACGAGUUCAAAAUCAACUUAGUCUAAAGUAGAAACGAAUAUGUUAGUUGCUUCAAAUGCUCUAAAGGAGACUUUAACUGGUGAUAGAAAGAUCCUAUAUUUAGUCAAGAUAACGUGGGUAGGCGAGGGGCGGGUUGCAUCUUGAUUUCGCGCCUACUUUUAAUAAAAUAAAGUCCUAUUGAGGAUUUUGCCCACAAACUAUGUUUUUUUUUUAACACAAGUGAGAAUUUCUUUGAAAGUGAUACUGCUUCGUAUGUAAUUUUUAAUGUGUGGUUUUUUUUUACAGUGCACACCAAUGAAUGGUAAUUAUAGUCUGAUAAAAGAGAAAAAUAAUAAUUGCCCAUGAUUCUAAGUCAAAUCAAAGUUCAUUAAAAUGUAGACUGAUCUUUAUCAAUGUUCAUUCGAAUGUAGACUGAUCUAUAUCAAUGUUCAUUAAAAUGUAGACUGAUCUAUAUCAAUGUUCAUUCGAAUGUAGACAGAUCUAUGUCAAUGUUCAUUCGAAUGUAGACUGAACUAUUUCAAUGUUCAUUUGCAUGUAGCCUGAACAAUGUCAAUGUUCAUUCGAAUGUAGACUGAACUGUCAAUGUUCAUUUGCAUGUAGACUGAACUAUGUCAAUGUUCUUUUUAAAUGUAGACUGAUCUAUCACAUGCAUUGCCCAAGUAAAUAAUUAACGAAUCUAAACCAUUUCACAAUUAUCCUGAAUUCUCUGAUUGUGACUCGAAAUCUGGGAUUAUAGUUUCUAAUCCGGGAUUAUAGCUCUAGAUGCUACUGGUGUUGCCAUUACUACACUAUUUGUUCACUUCAUACCAGCAAUCCUGGGGUUGUGUUGCCAAUCCUAAGACUGAGCUGUUUGCUCACUUCCGACCAAGAAUCCUAAGGUUUUGGUAGAAACACUAAAAUGUUUGUUGACUUCAAGCCAACAGUACUGGUGUUUACAACGUAAUUGUACCGCGAACUGAGCUUGACUGACGUUCCGCCACGGAGGCGGGAGACGGGGGGGGGGGAGAGACACGAUUAAUUGGUCAAUCAUUGGUGUUUUCGUUGAGACCUUGAAGAAAUGUCCUCAUUCUCCAAUUGUGUUGAUAAGUCCUAGUAGAAAGAUCCCAAUUCCUUAUCUGUGUUGGGUCCUCAAACAUUGCAGCUGUAGCGUUCACCUGGGCCACAACCCCUUUAAAUGACAGCCACCCCCUCUCUCCCCCAGAUUAUUGCCACACCCUUCCAUGAAGAAACCGCAGUUGGCCGAAAAUGCCACCCCUCCAUGUAAAGCAAAAGGCGCCGCCUGGGUUGGACCACCCCCCUUCCUACGCCACUUCACCACCCCUCUCAAUCCUUCCAAGAAAAAAUAAAUAGACACAUAACCUAAAAAAAACUCUGUAGUAUUCUAUUUCAGAUAUAUAUUGAAAGAAAUCUACCCAACCCACCGAAAAUAUAAUAGAGAGAAGAAUACUUUCAUGACAUUGGUUGAAAACUCCGUCUGUGUCGCCCAUCUCCCUUGACCGCAGCACUUUCCACACUUGAGCAAUUAGCGCAAUCACAAGAUCCUUUAAAAAAGAACAGAACAUUUUUUUUUUUUAAUUUUAUAAUCGGAAUGUCUUUAAACACUGAAUAUCAGCAAACGUAUUGACAAAAAAACUUUCACGACCGGAGACACUAUAAAGAUUGAAAACAAAUAGAUGAAUUACGUCACUUAUACAUUUUAUGGUAGGUUGUGCCUAUUUUAUGGAAAAAAAAAUAAUUUAUAUUAACUUCGCUUUGUGGCUGGCAAAAUAUUCGGACGACUAUUUGACCCAUUUCCCGUCCCUCUAUCGAGCUGAAACUUGACCAAUAAACUCGUUGCCGAUGACAACACGUUCGAUCAAAUUUUCAGCCGCACUCCCCAACACCAAACCCCCCAAAAUAAGUUGUUUUUUCCAAGAGGAAAAUAAAUGAAAUAUGAUGCCACUGAUUUCACGAAAUGAAACUCCCGAUAACGGCGCUAAAUGAGUUUGUGUUUGUUUUUUUUGUUUUUUAAAUCAUCGCAAGUGAGUUUGGUGCGUAAAAAAGGAAUUCUUAUAAAGUGCGUAACUUUAAUGCUUUUUUUUUCAGCCCCCCCCCCCCCGACACAUUGUUCAAUAUCAUAUUGUAUGUAGGAUUUAUAAGAAAAAUUUUGUUAUUGGGGGUUGUUUAACUCAAUGGAAAUUCGUGAAGCUCUAAAAAACAACAACUUAUAACUCCUACUCAAGAUGAUUCACUUCAGUUUCAGUGUCUCUUUAAACAAUGAUCCUUGCCCUGUGAGUUCGGAAAGCGGUACAAAAAAUUAUCGUCUUUUACAGACCGAGGUUUUAAUCAAUCGGGAAUUUUCCAUUAACAAGGCCUCGGCGGGAAUUUAAGAAAAUCUAAUCAGGCUCGUCAAACCUCGGCGAGGUCCCAGUUUCAGAUCAAGUUUCGUUUUAAUAUGGUUUUGUGUUUUAUAAAAUCGUGUCUUCUUUACGCUCACCAGUUAACUGAUGAUGGGACCUAUUUGAGACCUUGGUAUGAAUGCAACAAAAACAAAAAAAAAAGACCGAUGCCUCUCUCUGCCUCGCAUUUAAACCCUCGUUAGGUUCUCAUUAGUGGAUCUCGUUUCUUCUCUAUUUCAUUACACCCGCCUUUACCACAGUGGUGCAACAAUCAAUUAUCGCUUUUGGGGAAAAUCUCCUCCCACGACCGUCUGGGCCAGGGGUUUGCAACCUUUUUGUGCAGAGGGCCGCGUGGAAUAUCUUAUGUUUUGUUAAGCGGGCUGCAUGGGUUGCAGUUGCUUUUCGAUGGCCACACGAUUUUUUUUAUUUUUAAUUAUGAUUUUUUUUUUUAUUAUAUAAUUCAUUGAAGACUGACUGCGAAAAUUCGCCUGAAUUCAGAUCGAAAAUAAGCAGCAGAGUCUUUGUAAAAACAAUUGAAUGUUAUUAUUUUAUUACAGUUUUCAUGUUUCACAAAGUGAUAAUUAAUUUUUAAAGGCUUUUAAAGUAAACCAUACACAAUUUGUGCAUUUACGAAAACGUUUAAACUAAACCAAUUCCCGGUAGGAACUAAACAUUUAAGCGGGACGCAUGUGGUCCACCGGCCGAAGGUUGCCAAUUUCUGGUCCAGUGUCGGAUACAGCAAAGCGGCAUCACCUUCCAACAGACCAGGAGUGUAGAAGGUUUUAUUUUAUUUUUUUUAAAAGAAAACUCCUAUAGGUCGCGUGCAAGUUCAAAGGUUAGACCUACCAUCACCCGCACACACUUGCAAUCAACACGUGCUGCAAACAUCUAUCCCCAAUCUGUCCACCUCGGAUAGACCUACCAUCAUUCUCGUGCAUUUAAAACUUGCUGCGACCGUCUAUCACCUCACCGCCCAUCGACACCACUCGCCCUCUCUACUCCGACACCUCUCGUGUCUGCCUGACCCAAACAGAAAUGCGAUAAUUUCAACACCAACCCGGUCCCAUCCAAUCGUGUCCCAUCGUAUCUAAAAAUAUUGGCGCCAUAUUCCGCGUAUGGUAUUUAUGCAUCGGCCGGGACAUCAGCUCCCAGGGGACGAGGCUUGGAUUUACCGCCCUUACGCCAUUAUCUCCCCUGGACGCCAUGGAUGGCUUAGUUCGGGGAAAAUCCGUUUGCCAAACUUUGCGCUCUUGGUGGAAAAAUCGUUGGGAUUUUUUUAAAAAAAAAGUGGGUAGGGAUGUUUAUUUUGCGCAAUUUGAGCGUUUCGCAAUGUUUCCAUGAUUGCACCUUCCGGCUGAUGUUGCUAAAUAUUAGACAAGCUCCCCAUGUGGAUAUCACACGUUCUGUGAUUAUUUGAUCGCGUCCCAAAGACGGUCUACGCAUUUCUGAGGACUCUGCGUCAUUAGGUCAUAUAAAAAAAAAAAACUAACACAGGAGAGAUUCCGAUACAUAAUGUAUGAUGUGAUCGGUGUUAGCUAAUUGUUAUAGAGAACGUGCACUGAAACUGUGUCCGCUGCUUGGACCUAACCUAUCACUACUACCGUGUUAUGCAAGCCUUCUGGUGCUAGGGAUUAACAGUGGAAUGUUCUCGAGUGGACCUUCCGUUGCUCGUACCCUGCAAUCGUUAAAGUCCUUCAGGCCUGGUUAUCGAUGCAAUACUCCACAGUUUGAGAUCUGCUGCACUUUCCCCAGUAAUCCCAAAUGUCAGGGGAGGGCGCCUCCCUAGAUCCGGGGGGCAAGAACGGAGAUCACUUGACGUCUACUAUAAGGCAGGCCAGGUUUAAGUUGUCGAUAGCAGGACUCCACGUGACUAAGGCCCGUAAUCCAUUCAGGGUCUUGUCCACCCCUUGUCCAUCUCUGUCCGCGUUGUGACUGUGUGGGUAAUAGCAUAGGAUAGGAAGAUUCGGACUCAAAAUAAUCCGUUGUUUUUUUGUUGUUGAUGUUUUUUUUUUGAGUGCGUGACUGUUUGUUGAGUCGAUGAGUUUAGACAACUCACGUAUCUCUCCCUAGAACCCAGACAGGACGACGCUGAGAAUCUUCGAAACCCCUAAGUGCCGGACGUCAUAUCCCGGAGUCGGGAUGUCUUUCUACUCGGUGACCCAACCCGUAUUGGUGUCAGUACGUGUGACGCUCUGGGGUCGCGGCGAACCUGGUGUGGAUUAAAGGGUUACAUAUUUAUUGAAUUCACUUAAACAUUUUUACUUUUAAUCUACCAACUGGAAAAGGGGCAUUUAUUUUGAUAUGGUCAUAAGGUCAAGAGCCGAACAGGGGUCGAUUUUUUUGUUUAAAGCUAUGUUUCAUCUGCUUUAAACACUCAAUUACAGCUGAUGGAAGCUGCCCAGAGACCGCCGAGUUUUAAUGUGAUGGUAUGAUAUUCCGUACUGCACAUAUUUUAAUCUUCCGUUCAUCAAACACGCCUGGUUUUUUUUCCGCGCACAUUUCAGCACCGAGUGCACUUGUAAGCUGUCGUUAAAGUCUCGGGGUAAAUGAAUGAGAUUUCAGAGUUCAUUGCCCUGAACCCAUCCCCCCGUACGUUGGAAAUAAAAGUAUUCUUAAAAGAGGAAAAUGAAUAAAUGGAGGUUUUCCCAAUGUCCUGCCACAUGCAGCUCAGCAAUUGAGGGUCAAUGAUGCGUGGUUUGAGAGGGAGUGAGGGAACCAGACACAAACCAUUAGCCUAUCCACCCCCACCAAAAAAGAAAUUUAAAAAGUUGUUAUGGUAAGAAUAAAAAAUGUAAUAAAAUCCUGAAAUAUGUGUAGUGAAUUUAAAAUAUAUGUUCUGAGCACAAUUUUGUUUAAUGGAGUGCUAGGGGUUAUUGCCCCCCAGUGCAGCAGUGGCUAUUGUUAUGCUACGACGGUGGCUAUUGUUAUUGUACAACAUUGGCUUUUGUUCUGGUGCAGCACUACCUAUUGUUGUGGUACGACAGGGGUUAUUGUUCUGUUGCGGCAGUGGCAAUUUUUUCUUGCACAGCACUGGCUAUUGUUCUGGUACAGCAGUGGCUAUUGUUCUAGUACGGCAGUGGUUAUUGUUCUAGUACGGCAGUGCUUAUUGUUCUAGUACGGCAGUGGUUAUUGUUCUAUUGCUGAUACUGCCCACAGAUACUACUUACCAGCUAAGUGCUAUUUCUUAUUUUUAUUUUUAUACCGUUUUUUCUGUUGUUUUGUUCGCUGACGAAGGCUUUCUGCCGACACGUUCGCUGUUUUGUUGCGUUUAUUUUUUCAGGUUUAACCCUACUCUGUUUUACUCAUUUCAUUUCGGUUAUUGUUCUAAUACGGCAGUGUGUAUUGUCCUCGUGCGGCAAGGGUUAUUUUUCUGUUACUACAGUGACUAUUGUUCUGGUACAGCGACUGCUAUUGUUCUAGUACAUCACGGGUUGUUGUCCUAGUACAGCAGGGGUUAUUGUAAAAGUACAGACACGUAUAUUGACCUAGCACAGCAAGGGUUAUUGUAAAAGUGCAGAGAAGCUUAUUGUCCCGGUACGGCGAUGGCUGUACUGCAGGGGUUGUCGUCCUACGACAGCAAGAGUUAUCGCCAUCGUACAGCAGGAUGUGUAGUUAAAGCAUAGAGAAGCGUAUUGGCUCAGCACGUCAAGUGUUAUUGUCCUGGCAUCGCGGGACUAGUGUUCUGGUACAACAGAAACUCUCUCUCUCUCUCUCUCUCUCUCUCUCACAAACACUCACACACACUCUAACAUACUCUCACACACUCACUCACACACUCACACCCUCACUCACUCACACUCUGACACUCUGUUGAUGGACGUGCGUGAAAUCUCAGAAACCAUCAAAAGAAGUCUUAUUGUAGAAUGCGAGUUAAGUAAGGCAUGCUUAAUGUUCAUUGGCGCGUGUAGCGUGGGUGUCACAAAACAAUCUCAACGAAAUCUUCGGACUACCCAUCUAUUCGGCCACGAAAACAGGUUCUAGAUGUUGACCGUUGGGGGAAAGUGGGAUGAACGAGCACGUUAUGCGAAAGUCACCAGGGUUGGGGUAACUGUUAAUCACCCAGGUUAGGGUAACUAAAAGUCACCUAGGUUAGGGUAACUGAAAGUCGCUUAGGUUAGGGUAACUGAAAGUCACCAGGGUUGGGGUAACUGGAAGGCACCUAGGUUAGGGUAACUGAAAGUCACCAGGGUUGGGGUAACUGGAAGGCACCUAGGUUAGGGUAACUGAAAGUCACCAGGGUUGGGGUAACUGGAAGGAACCUAGGUUAGGGUAACUGAAAGUCACCAGGGUUGGGGUAACUGGAAGGCACCUAGGUUAUGGUAACUGAAAGUCACCAGGGUUGGGGUAACUGGAAGGCACAUAGGUUAGGGUAACUGAAAGUCACCAGGGUUGGGGUAACUGGAAGGCACCUAGGUUAGGGUAACUGAAAGUCACCAGGGUUGGGGUAACUGGAAGGCACCUAGGUUAGGGUAACUGAAAGUCACCUAGGUUAGGGUAACUAAAAGGCACCUAGGUUAGAGUAACUGAAAGUCGCCUAGGUUAGGGUAACUGAAAGUCACCAGGGUUGGGGUAACUGGAAGGCACCUAGGUUAGGGUAACUGAAAGUCACCAGGGUUGGGGUAACUGGAAGGCACCUAGGUUAGGGUAACUGAAAGUCACCAGGGUUGGGGUAACUGGAAGGCACCUAGUUUAUGGUAACUGAAAGUCACAUAGGUUACAGUAACUGAAAGUCACCUAGGUUAUGGUAACAAAGUCACCUAGGUUAUGGUAACUGAAAGUCACCUAGGUUAUGGUAACUGAAAGUCACCAGGGUUGGUGUAACUGGAAGGCACCUAGGUUAUGGUAACUGAAAGUCACCUAGGUUAUGGUAACUGAAAGUCACCUAGGUUAUGGUAACUGAAAGUCACCAGGGUUGGGGUAACUGGAAGGCACCUAGGUUAUGGUAACUGAAAGUCACCUAAGUUAAAAUAGCAAAGUCACCUAGGUUAUGGUAACUGAAAGUCACCUAGGUAAUGGUAACUGAAAGUCACCUAGGUUAAGGUAGCAAAGUCACCUAGGUUAAGGUAGCAAAGUCACCUAGGUUAUAGUAACUGAAAGUCACCCAGGUUAAGGUAGCAAAGUCACCUAUGUUAUGGUAACUGAAAGUCACCUAGGUUAAGGUAGCAAAUUCACCUAACUGAAAUUCCCCUACGUUAGUGUUACUGAAAGUCACUAGGGUUGUGGUAUUGGCCUGAAAGUCACCAGAAUGGGGUUUGCCUCAUGUCUUUCGCUAGUACACAUCGAUGCUUUGUUGAAGACCACCACGUUCACGUGUUCGUUUCCCUUGACCUUCAUGUAGCGUUGUCUUUAUCAUCGUCAGUUCCGCCUUGGCGUGACUUGGCGUGACGCUAAUGCAUUCUUAAAGCCGACUUUUGUUAGCUGUGGAGUAACGCCUCACUUGGCACGUCUUAUCUGGGUACCGAUGACAACUGCAUUUGAUCCCACGGAUAAGUUCACCGAAUUUCAUUUUAAAUGAACUGGCACUGAACUGGAACUGAACAGAAUUUAAUUAGAACGGAAAUUGGAGACAGGGGAAACAACCGGGGGAAUAGAAGCCUUAAAAUACGGUAUAGAUUUUCUACCUUGGCUCGUGGUUGAAAAAAAAAAUGGCGUUGUUUUGCUUUUGUUUUGUGUGUGAGUGGGGGGGGGGCGGAUUGUCUGCGAUCCAGUGUAAGUGAACUUGAGAGAAAUUGUUCUAUCACAUGAUGAAUUUUACUUGACAUUUGAUUUUAUUUUAGUUUAAUAUAAAAAUUAUGUGGGGAAAUGUAUUGCCAAACAAAGUACUUGUGUCUUGUAUCAAGUGCUGAGUGAAAACAAAACAAAAAUUUAGCACUUGGUAAAGUUUUCUUUAAAGCAAACCACUGUUUUCGCGUAAGGAAAAGGUGUUCGAGAAUUACUGUCAAUUUCAACAGCUUAAAAGUCCCGACAGAACUCUCAUCUGAAAAAGCUGUUACACUUUGCUCAAUUGCAUAUCAAAUUUGAAGAAAAAAAAAAAACAAUUGCAUUCUGUCGACUUUCUUCUUCAUCUUCCUUUGCUUCAAAGAUGCCCCCAAAAAACGCCUACUAUAAAUAAUGCUAACGUGUGUUAUUUUGUUUGUUUGCUCCAGGAACUCCGUUCUGGUGCCUGCUGGACAUUGUGCCCAUCAAGAAUGAGAAGCGGGAUGUCGUGUUGUUCCUGGUUUCACACAAAGACAUCACAAAGGAGAAGGAUAAAAGUAAGCACGCUGUCUCUGCAUGUCUUUGUUCAUUAGAGUGUUGUGUUCAUCUCUGCAUGUCUUUGUUCAUUAGAGUGUUGUGUUCAUCUCUGCAUUUCUUUGAUCAUUGGAGUGUUGUGUUCAUCUCUGCAUGUCUUUGUUCAUUAGAGUGUUGUGUUCAUCUCUGCAUUUCUUUGGUUCAUUAGAGUGUUUUGUUCAUCUCUGCAUUUCUUUGAUCAUUGGAGUGUUGUGUUCAUCUCUGUAUUUCUUUGUUCAUUAGAGUGUUGUGUUCAUCUCUGCAUUUCUUUGUGCAUUUGAGUGUUUUGUUCAUCUCUGCAUUUCUUUGUUCAUUAGAGUGUUGUGUUCAUCUCUGCAUUUCUUUGUUCAUUAGAUUGUUUUUGUUCAUCUCUGCAUUUCUUUGUUCAUUAGAUUGUUUUUGUUCAUCUCUGCAUUUCUUUGUUCAUUAGAUUGUUUUUGUUCAUCUCUGCAUUUCUUUGUUCAUUAGAUUGUUUUUGUUCAUUUCUGCAUUUCUUUGUUCAUUAGAGUGUUUUGUUCAUUUCUGCAUUUCUUUGUUCAUUAAAUUGUUUUUGUUCAUCUCUGCAUUUCUUUGUUCAUUAGAUUGUUUUUGUUCAUUUCUGCAUUUCUUUGUUCAUUAGAGUGUUUUGUUUAUCUCUGCAUUUCUUUGUUCAUUAGAGUGUUGUGUUCAUCUCUGCAUUUCUUUGUUCAUUAGAUUGUUUUUUUUCAUCUCUGCAUUUCUUUGUUCAUUAGAUUGUUUUUGUUCAUUUCUGCAUUUCUUUGUUCAUUAGAGUGUUGUGUUCAUCUCUGCAUUUCUUUGUUCAUUAGAUUGUUUUUGUUCAUCUCUGCAUUUCUUUGUUCAUUAGAUUGUUUUUGUUCAUCUCUGCAUUUCUUUGUUCAUUAGAGUGUUGUGUUCAUCUCUGCAUUUCUUUGUUGAUUAGAGUGUUGUGUUCAUUUCUCAGCUCGAACGAGUGACUGCAAAUCGUUGUGCCCCUUUUUUUCCUCUUAUAAAAAAAUAAACUACCUGGUUUCUAUUUUCCCUCUACUAAGACAGCACCGUGUUAAAACUCUAUGGCUCAUGUAAAUCUUCCUAUCUUGUAUAAACCCCUAUGGCUCAUGUAAAUCUUUAUAUCUUGUAUAAACCCCUAUUGCUCAUGUAAAUCUUCCUAUUUUGUAUAAACCCCUAUGGCUCAUGUAAAUCUUCCUAUUUUGUAUAAACCCCUAUGGCUCAUGUAAAUCUUCCUAUUUUGUAUAAACCCCUAUGGCUCAUGUAAAUCUUUCUAUCUUGUAUAAACCCCUAUGGCUCAUGUAAAUCUUCCUAUUUUGUAUAAACACCUAUGGCUCAAGUAAAUCUUCCUAUCUUGUAUAAACCCCUAUGGCUCGUGUAAAUCUUCCUAUUUUGUAUAAACCCCUAUGGCUCAUGUGAAUCUUCAUAUUUUGUAUAAACCCCUAUGGCUCAUGUAAAUCUUCCUAUCUUGUAUAAACCCCUAUGGCUCAUGUAAAUUUUCCUAUCUUGUAUAAACCCCUAUGGCUCAUGUAAAUCUUCCUAUCUUGUAUAAACCCCUAUUGCUCAUGUAAAUCUUCCUAUUUUGUAUAAACCCCUAUGGCUCAUGUAAAUCUUUAUAUCUUGUAUAAACCCCUAUGGCUCAUGUAAAUCUUCCUAUUUUGUAUAAACCCCUAUGGCUCAUGUAAAUCUUCCUAUUUUGUAUAAACCCCUAUGGCUCAUGUAAAUCUUCCUAUUUUGUAUAAACCCCUAUGGCUCAUGUAAAUCUUUCUAUCUUGUAUAAACCCCUAUGGCUCAUGUAAAUCUUCCUAUUUUGUAUAAACCCCUAUGGCUCAUGUAAAUCUUCCUAUUUUGUAUAAACCCCUAUGGCUCAUGUAAAUCUUCCUAUUUUGUAUAAACCCCUAUGGCUCAUGUAAAUCUUCCUAUUUUGUAUAAACCCCUAUGGCUCAUGUAAAUCUUCCUAUUUUGUAUAAACCCCUAUGGCUCAUGUAAAUCUUCCUAUUUUGUAUAAACCCCUAUGGCUCAUGUAAAUCUUCCUAUCUUGUAUAAACCCCUAUGGCUCAUGUAAAUCUUCCUAUUUUGUAUAAACCCCUAUGGCUCAUGUAAAUCUUCCUAUUUUGUAUAAACCCCUAGGGCUCAUGUAAAUCUUCCUAUUUUGUAUAAACCCCUAUGGCUCGUGUAAAUCUUCCUAUUUUGUAUAAACCACCAUGGCUCAUGUAAAUCUUCCUAUUUUGUAUAAACCCCUUUGGCUCAUGUAAAUCUUCCUAUCUUGUAUAAACCCCUAUGGCUCGUGUAAAUCUUCCUAUUUUGUAUAAACCCCUGUGGCUCAUGUAAAUCUUCAUAUGAUGUAUAAACCUCUAUGGUUCAUGUAAAUAUUCCUAUCAUUUGUAAACCUCUAUGGCUCAUUUAAAUUUCCCUGGCUUGUGUUAAUCUUCCUAGCUCGUGUACAUUUGUACCGUCCACGUCUUCCACCACCCUUCAUUCUCUAUAUACCGUAGAUUAAACGUUUGCUUUUUGCACACAAAAAAGCAGUGACUAGUCCUAUAUUUCUAUAUAUCUGACAGUGGUUAUGUGCGCUUGUCUGUGUGCCCGUGCGCGCGCGUGUGUCAUUGUUAGUUCAUAUUAUCAUACAUUUCAUACAUAUUAUCAUAAGUAUACAUUUUAGGUAAAUAAGGACAAUAAGAUAUUAUGAUGAAUAGUUGAACUCCGAAACCUCACCAAGAAAUUGUGAUUAACUUUACAAUUCAAUUUACUAAAGACUUAUACUAAUUAUUUUAUUUUUUUUAAAUAAUAAUUAUACCAGGAGAGAUGCAUUGCUUUUAAAACUUCUCAUCUUUAAACUUUACCUGUGAUUAAGCAUUAUUGUAAACACGGCACUCUUCUUAAUCUCACUAUUACGACUGGUCAGAUUAAGACAAACGAAUGCAAACACCAAUCUUUACCUUCUUUCAAAACAACAGAAUGAUCUAUUCAAAAAGUUAUACCGUUGUUAGAUAAGCGAACCUUGCCCAAUAGUUAUUCAACCUUGCCUCAUAUUUAUUCAACCUUGCCUCAUAGUUAUUCAAGCUUGACUCAUAGUUAUUCAACCUCGCCCCAUAGUUAAUCAACCUCGCCUCAUAGUUAAUCAACCUUGCCCCAUGGUUAUUCAACCUUGCCCCAAAGUUAUUCAAGCUUGACUCAUAGUUAUUCAACCUCGCCCCAUAGUUAAUCAACCUCGCGCCAUAGUUAAUUAACCUCGCCCCAUAGUUAAUUAACCUCGCCCCAUAGUUAAUUAACCUCGCCCCAUAGUUAAUUAACCUCGCGCCAUAGUUAAUUAACCUCGCCCCAUAGUUAAUUAACCUCGCCCCAUAGUUAAUUAACCUCGCGCCAUAGUUAUUCAACCUCGCCCUAUAGUUAAUCAACCUCGCCCCAUAGUUAAUUAACCUUGCCCCAUAGUUAUUCAACCUCGUCCCAUAGGUAUUCAACCUUGCCACUACUUGGCUGCCUUCUUGCUGUCUUCUCUCUCCUUGUAAGCCCCCUCCAGUGGAGAGGGGCAGAGUGAUAAGGUAGCAGGUAGCUCUAAUGAUCUGAUGUAGCAAGAUGCACCUGAGGAGUGGAUGAUAAAUUGUCUUUGAGCCUUAACAAGCGGACAAGUGGGAGAAGACGGAGUGAACAAGUUAAUUAACUCCCUUUUGUGUGAUCAAUUUCCCAACUUGAAAAUAGGAACAGCGUAUUUGUAUUGUCAGUUAUCUCCCAUGUUAUUUCUCCUAUUUCAGUUAUGUCCAUUGUGUUUAUAUUGUGUUAAUUGUGUCCCAAGUCCGUGCUAUAUUUGUCUAUGUCAAGGCCAGUGCUGUCCACGUGUAUUUACAUAAGGAAAGUGGAACUAAAACAUUGCAAGCGUUAUGGGGGAAAUGUAUUUAGAUUUUACCAAUUAAAGAAGCUGUAAGAUAUAUUUUUUUAAUGGUCUUGCAUAAACUUACGCAGCAUUAAUUGAACAGAUUGUGAAACCAACACCUUUAGGCUGGUAUUUGUCGUAGCCAGUUAAAACGAUUUAUGAAUGAUAUUAUAGCUGACUUUAAAUAAAUAAUUAUUUAUUUAUUUUUUUAGCUCUAAUGCACUUUUGGAAAGACUAUUUUUAUGAAACCUAAAGCAUUAUAUUUUUUUCAAUUAAUUUCCCAUUUUAAUUUUUGUUUAAUUUUUUUUUUUUUUCUUCUUCUUUUUUUUUUUUUUUUUUGUUUGUUUUAACAAAAAAAAAGCUCGAAACUUCCUAAGCUUUUCCCUUUUUAUUUUUUUAAAUUAAUUUUCCAUUUUAAUUUUUUUUUAAUUUUUUUUUUUUUCUUCUUCUUUUUUUUUGUUUUUUUGUUGGUAUCAACAAAAAAAAAGCUCGAAACUUCCUAAGCUUUUCCCAAUUUAUUGCCAAUAUAGCCUCGGUAAAAUGAGAGGUUUCACUGAUGGAGUUAUGUGCUCUUAUUGCGUGUACAAUCCAAUCAACUCUUACUUUCACGUUGGAUGUCAUUGGCUUGAUGAUUCGAGUCCAAAAAAAAAACCAACCACUAUAGUCUACCUAUAAGCUUUUAAUCACUUUUUAAAAUGUUUUUUUAAACUAAAUUCAUAUUUACCAAAAUUCCAUACAACACAAAAUAACAUUUACGGAAGCCAUGAUUAAGCAAGGGGCAGAUUGUUGUUCAGAUGUUGUUUUCACUAAAUUCCCAUAUACCUAGUUUCCAUAUAACACAAUAGAGCACAUCUACGGAGGCCAUUAUUAAGCAAGGGGUGUGUUGUUCUCUGUUGUUGUUCUUCUCACGGUUUUAUGUUGUUUCACCAGCUGCCAACCCGGACUCACCCAGCAAGAAGAGUCACACCAGCAACAGCGAUGGGUCAUCAGAUGAGGAGACUGACGCCGACGAGGCGAUGCCCGAGAACUACGACUACGGCCGGCGGAGGAGCAGGGCGGUGCUGUACCACAUCAGCGGGCAGCUCAACAAGAACAACAGGGCGAAGAGCAAACUGCAGCAGCUUAACAUGGUGGGUCGGGCGCUGGGGGUGGUGGGUCAACGGCAAGGUGUGGUGCGUCGACGGCAAGGUGUGGUGGGUCAAUGGCAAGGUGUGGUGGGUCGAUAAGUUAACAGGUUGGUCGGCGGCGAGGUAUGGUGGGUCAGCAGGUUAAACAGGUGGGUCAACAGCUAUGGAGGAUGGGUCAAUAGCUAGAUAUGGUGGGUCAGCAGGUUGAACAGGUGGGUCAACAGCUAGGUGUGGUGGGUCAACAGGUUAAAAAAGUUAAUUGGAUAAAUAAGUGGGUCAACAGCUAGAGAUGGUGGGUCAGUGCUAGCAAGAGGUUGGACAGCAGCUAGAGAUUGUGGGUCAGUCCUAGCCAGAAGUUGGUCAACAGCCAGGUAUAAUGGAUGCACUGGUUAAUUUGGUUAAUAGGUGGGUCAACAGCUAAAUAUGGUGGGUCAUUGGCUAGAGAUUGUGGGUCAAUGGCUAGAUAUAUUGGGUCAAUGGUUAGAUAUGUUGGGUCAAUGGCUAGAUAUGUUGGGUCAAUGGCUAGAAAUGGUGGGUCAGUGGUUAGUCAGGGUGGGUCAGUGGUAAGUCAGGGUGGGUCAGUGGCUAGAUAUGGUGGGUCAAUGUGGCCAAAUAUGGUGGGUCAAUGGCUAGAUAUUGUGGGUCAAUGGCUAGAUAUGUUGGGUCAAUGGCUAGAUAUGUUUGGUCAAUGGUUAGAUAUGUUGGGUCAAUGGCUAGAUAUGGUGGGUCAGUGGCUAGAUAUAUUGGGUCAAUGGCUAGAUAUGUUGAGUCAAUGGCUAGAUAUGGUGGGUCAGUGACUAGAUAUGUUGGGUCAAUGUGGCCAAAUAUGGUGGGUCAAUGGCUAGAUAUAUUGGGUCAAUGGCUAGAUAUGUUGGGUCAAUGGCUAGAUAUGUUGUGUCAAUGGCUAGAAAUGGUGGGUCAGUGGCUAGAAAUGGUGGUUCAGUGGCUAGAAAUGGUGGGUCAGUGGUAAGUCAGGGUGGGUCAAUGUGGCCAAAUAUGGUGGGUCAAUGGCUAGAUAUUGUGGGUCAAUGGCUAGAUAUGUUGGGUCAAUGGCUGGAUAUGUUGGGUCAAUGGCUAGAUAUGUUGGGUCAAUGGCUAGAUAUGGUGGGUCAAUGGCUAGAUAUAUUGGGUCAAUGGCUAGAUAUGGCGUCAAUGGCUAGAUAUGGUGGGUCAGUGGCUAAAUAAGUUGGGUCAAUGUGGCUAAAUAUGGUGGGUCAGUGGUAAGUCAGGGUGGAUCAGUGGCUAGAUAUGGUGGGUCAAUGUGGCCAAAUAUGGUGGGUCAAUGGCUAGAUAUUGUGGGUCAAUGGCUAGAAAUGGUGGGUCAGUGGCUAGAAAUGGUGGGUCAGUGGCUAGAAAUGGUGGGUCAGCGGUAAGUCAGGGUGGGUCAAUGUGGCCAAAUAUGGUGGGUCAAUGGCUAGAUAUUGUGGGUCAAUGGCUAGAUAUGUUGGGUCAAUGGCUGGAUAUGUUGGGUCAAUGGCUAGAUAUGGUGGGCCAAUGGCUAGAUAUAUUGGGUCAAUGGCUAGAUAUGUUGGGUCAAUGGCUAGAUAUGGUGGGUCAAUGGCUAGAUAUAUUGGGUCAAUGGCUAGAUAUGGCGUCAAUGGCUAGAUAUGGUGGGUCAGUGGCUAAAUAAGUUGGGUCAAUGUGGCUAAAUAUGGUGGGUCAGUGGUAAGUCAGGGUGGGUCAGUGGCUAGAUAUGGUGGGUCAAUGUGCCCAAAUAUGGUGGGUCAAGGGCUAGAUAUUGUGAGUCAAUGGCUAGAUAUGUUGUGUAAAUGGCUAGAUAUGUUAGGUCAAUUGCUAGAUAUGUUGGGUCAAUGGCUAGAUAUGUUGGGUCAAUGGCUAGAUAAGUUGGGUCAAUGGCUAAAUAUGGUGGUUAAUGGCUUGAUAUGGUGGAUCAAUGGCUUGAUAUGGUGUUUCAUUGACCAGGUAUGGUGGGUCAACAGCUAAAAGUAGAACUCUAUGCCCAAAUACUUUGGGUAUUUAAAGACACUAUUAGAAUUAUGACCAAAAGUGUCAACCCCUGUAACCUUUUAUAUCAUAUUUGGUGUGGAAUGCAAUUUUUUUUUAAAUAGUUUUAUUUCCAUCUUUCUUUUUAAUUUUUUUUUUUAUACUCUUUUAUACUUUAAAAAAAAAAGAAAUAGUCAUAAUUUUGUUUGAAUCUUACAUUUUUUAAUUUUACUCUCGCAGCUCGCAUCUCAGAUGCCCGAAUAUAAAGUACAGGAUGUGAAAAAGUCCAGAUUAAUCAUUGUUCAUUACGGCAUUUUCAAGAUUAGUUGGGAUUGGUUGAUUCUCCUGUGUACAUUCUACGUUGCCAUCAUGGUACCUUUCAAUGCAGCUUUCAGGAAGGAAGGGAGAAUCAAGGACUUCAUAUACAUCGACGUAGUGGUGGAGCUACUCUUUGCCAUAGGUGGGUGUACGAAAAUGGAAGGAUGAUGUAUAGGUGCUAUUACUAGGCUACUGAAGUUGGUCAAAGACUUGUAGCAACAACUUAUUUAAGUUCCUAAACAUAAGUGCCCUGGAGAUGGUAUAGCCACCAUGACACAAUUUAUUAUUGAAAAUUAAAUCCUAGUUUCCUCAUGCACUGCAUGUCCCCCAAGGGUUUACACAUUUUCAAUAACUCAUUUGUGAAUUAGAAAAUUACCUUAAUAAGUUCAAAAAAAUCCGGUAGUUAAGCUCCAAAUGUCUCAUCCCAAUACUUGUACUGCCCCUCAGUCUCAUCGCAAUAUUUGUACUGCCCCUCAGUCUAGUCCCAAUUUUUGUACUGCCCCUCAGUCUCAUCCCAAUAUUUGUACUGCCCCUCAGUCUAAUCCCAAUAUUUGUACUGCCCCUCAGUCUUAUCCCAAUAUUUGUACUGCCCCUCAGUCUAAUCCCAAUUUUUGUAGUUCAAAAACCCAUGCCGAUGAUUUUAGCUAUGCAGCCGUGAGACAGCUGCUCCAAGGCGACCGUUUUGUCCCAGCUUUCGCCCCAACCAAAAGACUCCCUGGGCAGUGGAGAUUAGUAAGGCCACACCAUUUCCCGGAGGGAAAGCAAAACCGCCAAAACCCUCGGGAGAGUCGGCUGCGAAUGCUUUAAACGCAGCGAUUUGGGUCGACCUGGUGUCCCCUCAGGCCAAGGGUGAGGUUCCCGGCGUGCCCCUGCACAGUCCGUCAUAGGGGAGACCUGGCGUCUGGCCCGUGUGGAGGUGUGCCGGGGGGGGGGGAUGAUGAGCUCAUGCUCGAAGGCCCACGGACGCCAUUUCCCAAUGUGACGUACGGCCCCUCAGUCUAAUCACAAUAUUUAAACUGAAAAAGUUUGACGCCAUUUACCAUUUUAAAAGUUUUUUAUUGUUUGGGUUAUUUAAUACACUGUAUGUAAGUUACUAAUCCCAUUGAAGAUUACCUCAAAAACCUCAAUUCUGCACUGUUUACAGAUAUUUUCUUAAACUUCCGCACCACCUUCCUCAACAAGAGCGGUCAAGUCAUUUAUGACUCCCGUCUGAUUGCGGUUAACUACAUCCGAGGGUGGUUUGUCCUUGACCUCUUGGCUGCCAUACCAUUCGACCUCUUGUACGCAUUCAGCGUUGAGACGGUAAGAGAUGUGCGUGAAAUAUUACAUAAUUUCUUUUUAAAUAUAAGUGUUCAUUUCAACCCUUACCUUAACAUGUUUGUUGUCUGUGUUAAGACCUUGAUUAAAAUUCAACUUAUUUUGUGUGUGUAUGCCUUUAACCCUUCCAUAUGUGUUGUAUUUUGAGGCUUUAAGAUAGAAAUAUGAGUGUGACUGACUUAUGUGCAGUGUUGGUUAAGUGUAACUAAUAUUAACUGCAACAAAAGAGGACUUAAUCUGUGUAGAAAAAAAAUAUAAUUUCAUGUUGACACUACCAAAAAAAGUUAUAUAGGAAUCUGUAGAUUUGAACUAAUGAUAUCAGCUAUGAGAUGAAUUAACAAUUAUGUAGAUAUUAUCAUAAGUUAUAUAGGAUAUGUAGAUAGGAACCAAUGAUAUCAGCUAUGACAUUAAAUGACAGCUAUGUAGAUACUGUCUUAAGUUCAAUGAUUUGUGGGGGCCCAUUUUUUGCCAGUGGGUCCUCAGCAACUCAUAUAAACAAAAUAUACGAGACAAGACUACUUACAGACAAGACCACACAGUACAUGUAUUAAGACUUUUGAAUAAUUUGUAUUAAUUUUUUUUUUUUAUUUAAAGUAGCACAACUGUAUAUUAUCUCUUGCCAACAAUUAAUUUAAUGGUGUACAGUAAGUUUCAAAAAGCUUUAAACAGGGGUGGCAAGUGUGUAUUCUAAAAUUGCAAUGCUGUUUCAAAUGUUAUCUCUUGGCAUUAGCUCAAAGCAGACAUUUAACGAGAAUCACGUUAUUUGAAUAAGGGAUUGUAGAUCAUUUUAAAAACUAUGUGUAGCACUAGUUUCACUGGUGCUUUCCCUUUGGUAGUUAGACUCUGUUGUUGCUAUUGUCCAUUUGGGAUCUCCUUGAUUUUUGGUUUUUUGUUCAUUAAUAAUUAUAUUGUUGCUGAUAGUUUCUAAAAUACAUUGUUAAGGCUGAGUUCAUAAUGAAUAUAAUUUGUAGGCUAAAUAGAGGCACAAUAUUUGACUGAAAUUGCUUUCUAAAUUGGAAAAUAUCUUCCUUUUUUUUUUUUUUUCCAAACUAAAUAUUCAAUUUUAAAGUAGCAAUAUUCAAGUUUUAAUAACACUAGCUGGGCAUUACAAGUUUGGUUACUACAAGUUGAUAACUAAAAAUAUUUAAUCUUGAUUGGAUAGUAGAAUUUGAUAAGUAAAAUUAUUUAAUCUUGUUUGGAUAGUGGAAUUUGAUAAGUACAAACAUUAAAUCUUGUUUGGGUGGUAGAAUUUGAUAAAUAAAAAUAUUUAAUCUUGUUUGGAUAGUAGGAUUUGAUAAUUAAAAAUAUUUGAUACUGUUUGGUCAAUCAAAAUGAUGAAAUUAUUAGUCAUUUUUAGUUUAACAUUGCUUUAACAUGUUUUUACAUUUCAUUUGCUGUGAACAUUUUGUAAUUAGUGAACUUUUUUUCUUGUCAUUGUACACUUAUCUGGACAUGAUAUGACAAGACAAUCUAAGAAUACAUUUACAUGUAAUGACAACAUAACACUCCCAUAAUAAGUGUACGUUUACAUGUGGCUAAAUUAUAAUUUUUGUUUUUUUAGCUUAAUCAUGUUCAAAUUCUGACCAGCCUACACACUCAGAUGACAGUACAUAUAUCCCACCUACAUGUACACUCUGAUGAACAUGACAGUGCAUUUAUCCCACCUACAUGUACACUCUGAUGGACAUGACAGUAUAUAAUUCCAGUAUUGCUUUCUGUAUUUUAUUUGUGUUUUAAACAUUUUUUUUCAAAUAUCAAAUUUACUAUUAUUAGUUCAAAUUUAUAACUUAUAAAUCUAUAUAACUUGGCUAAUUCAUGUUAACAAAGCCAGUGAUACUAAAGUUUGACAUUUGACAGCCUUCUCCCCCAGUGUUUAGUGUACAAAAAUAAGCACCACCCGGUAAUGACCCUACCUUCAUUGUACUGUGUUAACCCUGUAUGACCAUUCUGUAUUAUCAAUCUUGCCUGGCUGUAGGAAGGGCGUCUCAGCAGUAUGGUAAAUCAGAUUGGCUAUUUCUUAUUUAUUUUUUUAUUUUAUUACAUUUUUUUUAUAUAUUUCUAGGGUUUUUAAUACAACACACAAAUUAGCCAAUGUACACAAUUUAUUUUAAUCCUUGUUUAAUAAAGAGCAUUUUUUUUAAAAUAAUCCUGUGCUUAAUUUCAUUUGUGUUUUAAAAAAAAUUGUUUUAACUUUUUUUUCUAUUUUUUUUUUCUUUAAAACCUGCGUUUGUUAGUUAAGACAAUUUUAUGUAACAGGCCCAAAAAUUGAGAGCCCCCGUAUGUAGCAUUUGGCACAGUAGAUUUUUCUUUCAACCUUCGUUUUAAAAAUGCAAGUCAAUAGAUGGGAAAUAUGUUGCGAGAGCAAAAACAUAGAAAAUUUACUUAAAUAUAUAUUUAAAAUAUGUCUUUAAAAAUUAAUGGAUAAUUUUACCCUGAAUUAUUUCUUAUAAUGCUCAGAAUUUCCAUUUUUGUGUAAUAAAUUUUACUGUUAAUGAAGUUAUUUAUAAUUUUGAAAAGUUUUGUCUAUUGUUUCAAUGUCUAGCAUUACCAUAGUUUUUACAACACAUUUUUUCUUUUUUUUUUUUUUUUUUUUUUUUUUUUUUUNCCUGUUGCAGAGCACAAGAUAAAGAACAGAGAGAGGUUUUGGGGGGGGGGGGGGUUCUUGCAUGUUUGAGAUCCAUUUCUCUACUGCAUGACAAAGUUGCAUGUUUUAUUAUUGCAUGAUAAUUUGUUCCCAUUGCAUGUGUAAGUUUUUUGUUUGUAUAGCAUGGUUCAAUGUCCCACUUCAUAUCCCAUUGCCUCUAGCAUGGCCCGCUACAGCAAUAUAUUGAUGUGUCUGCUCUGUAAUGUAUGCCUCCACCAGUACCACUACAGCAUGCUGAAAUGUUCAUGGUGCAUGGCAGAUCAAUCUUUUUGAUCAAGAGCAUUAGCCAAACCAUCCUGUGGUUUAUUGUUACAUUGCUAGAGGAUAGAGGUCAGUAACCCGCGACUCCGGAGCCGCAAUGGCACUUAGAAGAAAUUGAUGCAGCUCAGUUUUUUUUUCGUUGCUUAUUCUGCUUAUUCUGACAUACGACUCCAUUAAUAUUUUCUUGAUGGUUAUAUUUGAUAAAGAUGGGUCACUCAAAAAAAAAAAAAAAAAAAAAAAGGUCACCGACCAAUGCUAUAGGAGACUACUAAACGUUGUUGAAAAAUUUCAUUGUUAGUUUGCUAUCAGAUUAUAUCACUUUGUUUGAAUUGUUUUUUGCUUAAGGAUUAUAUUAAAUGACUACUAAACAAUGAAUGUGUAUGAAGAAUUGAAACACUUGUCUCACUCUUACUUUUUUUAAAUUUUUUUUAAAUUUUCCUCAAAACACAACUUUUUAAAGUCACCUAAUGUUCCCUUAAGAAAAAAGAAAUUUUGCAACUCAAAUCUAAAAGAACUGUGAUCUUUCUAACGGGCUAUCGGGGUCUGUAUGUAAAAUAUUAUUUAGUUACCAGGUGGGCCAGUCUGUAGCUGUACCAAUCAAAAACACUCUUGGUACACGUUGAAAAUAAACACACCAAACACCAGCAUCCUUGGAUUCAUGAAAAUAAAAAAGUUUUUAAAAAAAUUAGUUUUGCUGAAAUUUACUCCCACCCCCCUUUUCUUUUUCAAUAAUUUCUUAAUUUAAUUUUUUUUUUUUCUUGCUUUCUUUGAUACAAGAGUUGAUUGGUUUUUUUUUUUAAUUCUGGCAAAAAUAAUUCAUUUGAAAGUCAAUACAAAAAACAGUUCCAGAAAAAAUAUGUGUAAUUUUGUUCAGAUUAAUUCAAUUAUUUGAAAGGAAAAAUAGAACAGAUAUUAGCAUCAAAUAUUAUAAUAAUUUAAAUUCCCAGUCUUACUUGGACUCAUAUAAUGUGCUCAAACUAUUUAUUGAGUUUAGUUGGUGUAGAGGUUCAGAGAUUUGUCUCUUGAUUGGCACUGCCAAUGGCCCCUAUGUAAUCUUUACAACUUGUUUAAUAUUGAAGAAACGUAAUAUGUUAAAAUAAUGAUUUAUUUAUUAUUUUAAUAUAUGGGGCCAAAUCUGAACCCCAGGACUGUGUAGCAGCCUGGAACUAAACUGUGCAGCAGCCUACAAAUGGACUGUGUUGCAGCCUGGAAACAUUUGCUUUUGUCAGCGCAGAACAGAAUUUCCCAGCCAUUUUUGGGCCUGAGCACCUAAAGAGCUUUUACGUCCCUUAACUUAAAACGCACAAUAUGAGGGAUAUAUUUAUAUUGCAAUAAAUAACAAACAAUAUCGUGGUUAACUUUUUUGUAAAGUCUCCUUUCUAAUAUUGCAAAUCCCCUCUACAUGCAUAGGAGCCAAAAUGAUCAAUAAAUUGAUCGUGGGCCCUUAAUAUAUAGAAGAAGGAGAAGAACACAGAUCCCCCUCCCCACUUCUUUGAAGCGUAAAUAAAUUUCCCAUCUCGGAGACUUAUUGUUUCCCCCACCCCCCACCCCAUUUAUAUUCAACUACAAACUUUGGGAAACACUGUUGUAGUUCUAGUCAAGUAAAUUAAAGGACAUGUCAUUAUUGCUAUGUUAAUUUUAUAUCACAUGUUUAAGUUACCAAUAAGGCCUCUUUUGUUUUGUUUCUAUUUUCCUUGCCAGGUCACCAUGGUCCACCUCUUGAAAGUGGCCCGUCUGCUGAGACUUGCCCGACUGCUGCAGAAGCUGGAGCGCUACAACCAGUACAGCGUCCUGGUCCUGGCCCUGCUCAUGUGCAUGUUCGCCCUGCUUGCCCAUUGGCUGGCUUGCAUCUGGUAUGCCAUAGGAAAGGCGGAGCUUGAUGAGAAUGAUGGCAACUGGACAAUAGGUGAUUGAUUUCAUCACAUUGGCCUUACAUUUGGUUUGUUUCAAAGUUGUCAUAGCAUCAGCUGAGUCAGCUUUCAUGUUAUGUGAUCCUAUUUUUUUAAAGAAAAUUUACUUGGCAUGAAAAGCAUCCAUUUAAUCCAAAUCUAUUUUUAAUUCAUUUUCUUUCUUCUUAGAGGCCUUAAAUUUCAAAACAAAGCCUAGUUGUGUAAGUCACUUAAGUCAAUCUAAUUAGACUGAUCCUUGCAUCAACAUGUUGGAAUCGUCAACAGUUUUAAAAAUCAAUAUUUAAAGCGGAAGGAAAAUGAGCACACUUUUUUUUUUUAAUAAGCGCCCAGGUAUUUUAUGCCAGUGUUUAAAUGGUUAGACCGACAAAAAAAAGGACAUGUUUUAUUGUCAGUCUUCCUUUGUAACAAAGAUUUAUCUCAUCUAAACGUACUCAGCCAACCCCAUUCUCCAUUGCUAAUUCUUUGCAUUUUCUCAAAGGCUAAUAUUGUGGGAGUUUUCAUAAUUUUAAUCAAUUUAAAAGAAAUUGUUUCAAACCCCCUGUAAGUAUGGCAAAUAGACUUUUUUUUUCCCAGACUGAAAAAGCCUCUAAAAUGAAGUAAAAUCAGAAAUAAAUCUUAUGUUAAUUCCUAUAGAAGGCCUGUAAGACCUUGACCUUAUUUUCCCCCAGGGUGGCUGUACGAGUUGUCUGAACGUCUUGAGAAUGUCAUCAUCAACAAAACCCACAACAUGCCUGACAUGAUGACAUCCUACCUGACCGCCCUGUACUUCACCUGCUCCAGUCUGACCAGCGUCGGCUUUGGCAACGUAUCAGCAAAUACCAAUGCCGAGAAGAUUUUCUCCGUGUGCGCCAUGUUAGUGGGAGGUCAGUAUGGACAACUGGUCAUAGAUAUUAAGAAAUACCUGUACAAUAGUCAAUAUUUGAAGCAAUUGUGCCUAAGAGUCAAACUUACCUAAGUGUUCCAAAAGAGAAGGAAUAGGACCACAAGCAAUAGUUAGCCAAUUCAUGAUCUAAAGCAGGCCUGCACAACUCAAAUUGUAAGGCGGGCCAUAAUACUUAAUGAAAAACUUGUGCAGGCCAAAAGAAAAUAGGACAGGACUUGUGCGGGCCAAAAGAAAAUAGGACAGGGGGGAAAGCUAUUAAGAAAAUAAUAAGAAUAAAGAAUAUAUGGUUACCUCGCGGGCUGCAUUGGGCCCGUGGGCAGUAUGUUGUGUAGGCCUGAUCUAAAGAAUGCUCAAAAGAAAAUAAUAUUUUUAAUUCCUUGAAUUUUCAUUGUUAUUCAGGUUUAUUUUUCUCUUAUUGAUGUAAACUAUUUUAUUUAAUGUAAAUGAAUUCCCUGAAAUAUAUUAAUUGAAAAUAUCCCAAGUCUUAUCCCAGUUUGUCACUUGUGCUUGCAGCCAUCAUGCACGCCGUAGUAUUUGGCAAUGUGACGACCAUCAUACAACGCAUGUACGCCAGGAGGGCCACCUUCCACUCCAAGACCAAGGAUCUCAAAGACUUUUUCCGCAUCCAUCACAUCCCCCGUCCACUGAAACAUCGGAUGAGGGAUUACUUUCAGGCCAUGUGGUCCAUCAACAACGGCAUUGAUUUUAAAGAGGUGAACUGGGAUGCUGCUACAUCUCUUAAUGAAUGUUCUUGCUGACGAGCCUAGUGUUUAAUUGAUGAGCCUUGUGUUCAAGUGACGAGCCUUUUGCUUAAGGGAUGGAUAUCUUUAUAAACAAAUGUUUCUGGCUGAGAAAGAAAUCUGAACAAAAUAUAUUUAUAAUAUAAUUUUUUUCAUCAGGUACCAAGCUAGAUCCACCCAAAAUCUUUACAUAAUAAGUCAUUCUCUAUAUUAACUUAGUGAAUAAAGGAUUAUAAAAGAUUCUAGUUAAUGUCCUAAUCUGUCCCUUCUGUGGAGGAAGGCUCUUAGCUGAAACUUUUGUCUUGUCUUUCUGUUCCAAGCGUCUAGAUACCUUUUUGCUCUGCUAUUAACUUAGCAUACCAGCCUUUAACAGUUGGUUAUGGUUAUGGAUUUGGGUCACCAGACUAAGGUGUGCAAUGGAAUUUCAGCUCUCUGGGAUAAGUAGCCCUAGAUUAAUUAUACCUCCAAGUUGUUGUUUUUUUUUUCUCAGAACAGACUAUCAAACAAUCAAUGCUGAUGUCAUGAAAGGUUUUAAAAAUUAUUUCUAAUUAGUUUGAGCACAUCAUUACUUAUUUCCACUUGUAUGGCAUCGCAUUAUACUUACUUAUGCCAUUUACCUCGUCUGGGGCAUACAAUGUCUUCAAGAAUUUUCCAUUUAUCUCAGUCCUGUGCUUUCCUUUCCAGUUGCUUCCAUGUGUAUCCCAUACUUAGCGUGUCUUCCUCUAGCUCACGUCUCCAUGUAUUCUUAGGCCUUACUCUUUCUUUUUCUCUGUGGAUUCCAUGUUAGGGAUUGUCUGGUGAUGUUGUCUUCGGGUUUGCUGAGAGUGCUGCCGAUUUUCCUUACAAUGUUUUCAGCAAUAGGCUCCUGGUUAUGCUGUCCAAUAUUCACUAUUUAAGUCUCAAAAUUGUGCUCUCCACUCAGAGUAAGAUGAAUCCUAAUAUAACUGUGCCCGUUGGUAUCCUUACUCUGGGCAUAAAGGUCUCACCAACUCUGAGGCUGAGAAAGUUAUUAGCUAGUAAAUAUUGGAGUUUGAAUUUUCAUUGCUUCAAUUUAGGAGGAAAUGUGUUGACAUGUCAAGUAUUUAUUUUCCAUUCAAUACAGAUUUUAAAAGAUUUCCCUGAAGACAUGCGGGGUGAGAUUGGCCUUCACCUUCACAGAGAGAUCCUUUCGCUCCCCAUCUUCCAGCAAGCACCCCCCGGGUGUCUGAAAUCUGUCUCGCUGCAGACUGAACGAUUUGUCUGUGGACCAGGAGAGUUUAUCAUGCACAAGGUCAGUGAAGUCUUGCUUCUGUAAACGCAAGAGGGAAAAGCUGCUCAUCUGGACACGUCAUGCUGGAUGAGAAAGUUUAUAUUAAACACAGGGAAAUUUCAACAUUGAUACUGUAACAUUUAAAAUUAAACAAUUGACUAUUUUAGCACUGACACUAAAAAAACUUACAAUGAAAUAAAUGGAUCAACUAUUUUAAAACUGAUAUUUUUAGAUUUUCAAAUGAACAUGAGACAAUGUUAAAAUGGAUAUUAUAACAUUGAAAUGUUUGAAUGCUCAAAUGAUCAUACUGUUAAUUAAUUUUUUUUAAGCCCUCUGGCCAGUGUGACACCUUCAUAUUAGAAAUGGGAAAUGAUUUGAAAAAUGUUUAUUGAAUUUUUUCAUAAAAUGUCUUAUCUAAUGAAUAUGAAUGCAAUAUUGAGCCCUGGAAACGUGAGAGUUAAAUCUAUAAUAUUUUGUAAUAUUGCAGCAUAAAUAAUUUAACCAAAAUUAUGUGUUUAGGGAGAUGCUGUCAACUACCUUUACUACGUGUGCAGUGGGAGUAUGGAGGUUCUCAAAGAUGAACAAGUGGUUGCCAUAUUAGGUAGGUAUUAUUAUUAAUGCAUUUUUACCAUUUUUAUGACCAGGUCUAACUGACUAUUUCUGUCUGACAAUAUCAGUCUGAUCAUGUCUAUGAUUAUUUUCAAAGUCAAUUUCCCUAGACACAAAAUAUUUUAGGUAUUCUUAGUCCGUCUGCAGUUUCUGACGUCUCCCGGACGUUAACAGUGUAAUCUAGGUUUCUUGUUCCUGGUUCAGAUGUUAAUCCUAAAGUAGAUAUGACCUAUAAUAUUACCUGAAUACUUUGACUUGACCACGGCACAGAAAUGUCAGCCCUUCCAAGUGAUGACCACUAAUAAAACUAGUUCCUUUCAUUUUCAUACCACACAAAAUAAAAUAGCUUUGAAUGGGUUAUUUACCACAGAGUUUUUAGACUCAGCACUGCUCUCUUUAAAUGACAAUGAUUUCUGUAUCAACCUUCAUUAUGGUAUUGUCAAAACCUUUGAAUCGAUUUCAAUGUCCACAAAUUACUCAAAAAUGUUUUGACAGCCAUUGUAUGGAAACUUCUUUUUUACUAGUAAAUGCAAAUUAGUAGUGAGGUAUGAUCUAUGACAGGUACAGGUGACAUAUUUAUGAUCUAUGACAGGUAAAGUUGACACAUGUAUAUCUAUGACAGGCACAGAUGACAGGUACAGAUGACAGGUACAGGUGACAUAAUUAUGUAUGAUCUAUGGCAGGUAAAGGUGACAUAUUUGGUACAGACCUUGACUACGAUGACCCCGUGAGUAUCAGUGGAUGUGACGUGAGGUCACUGGCAUACUGUGAACUUCUGUGUAUCCAGGUGAGUCAUAUCAAAUAAACUACAUCAUGUAGAACUUAAAUGUCUUUGACUUUGAUAUCUUAUCUUCAUUUGAUAUUUCAUAUUGGUCUUCCUGCAUUCGCCCCAUAUUACAUUUUUAAACUAUAUCACAGCCAACACUAAGGCCCAAGUCCCAUAUUAUAUAAACAAAGUACUAUAUCACAGCCAACACUAAGGCCCAAGUCCCAUAUUAUAUAAACAAAGUACUAUAUCACAGCCAACACUAAGGCCCAAGUCCCAUAUCAUAUAAACAAAGUACUGUAUCACAGCCAACACUAAGGCCCAAGUCCCAUAUCAUAUAAAGUACUGAAUCACAGCCACCACUAAGGCCCAAGUCCCAUAUCAUAUAAACAAAGUACUAUAUCACAGCCAACACUAAGGCUCAAGCCCCAUAUCAUAUAAACAAAGUACUAUAUCACAGCCAACACUAAGGCCCAAGCCCCAUAUCAUAUAAACAAAGUACUAUAUCACAGCCAACACUAAGGCCCAAGCCCCAUAUCAUAUAAACAAAGUACUAUAUCACAGCCAACACUAAGGCCCAAGCCCCAUAUCAUAUAAACAAAGUACUAUAUCACAGCCAACACUAAGGCCCAAGCCCCAUAUCAUAUAAACAAAGUUCUAUAUCACAGCCAACACUAAGGCCCAAGCCCCAUAUCAUAUAAACAAAGUACUAUAUCACAGCCAACACUAAGUCCAAUAGGAUACAUGCCUAAGUGGGAGCCUGAAUGAAGAAAGAGGAUCUCGUACAUCAUAAAAUAAACAUCUUAAUUUAAAUACUCCUUCCAAAAAGGUCAAAGGCCUUGUAGAAUCUCUACUGCUGUACCCGGAUUAUGCUGAGACAUUUAACACUGAGCUUCCCAAUGACCUGACAUACAAUGUACGAGAAGGUCAUGAGGACCAUAGUGAUGUAAGUAUUCUACACAUCUUUGAAGGUUUUUAG
Messenger RNA from Lymnaea stagnalis (great pond snail), 43201 nucleotides. NCBI's taxonomy places the organism in Eukaryota, Metazoa, Mollusca, Gastropoda, Lymnaeidae. The record is from the annotation of a GenBank genome assembly.